Molecule: messenger RNA, 4252 nt
Organism: Seriola aureovittata
Lineage: Eukaryota; Metazoa; Chordata; Actinopteri; Carangiformes; Carangidae
Gene: scamp5a
Product: secretory carrier membrane protein 5a
Exons: 7
Coding region: 328-1020 (230 amino acids)
Biological process (GO): protein transport
Cellular component (GO): recycling endosome membrane; trans-Golgi network membrane
Source: RefSeq, a predicted model, not a curated record
UUCUCGGGGCCCUCGUCCUACCCAGGCGUCUACAACCAUCGCAGGGGUAUGUGCGUAAAGAAAAGACCUUACGUCACGUGACCGCCGCUUACUCCCAAAGCCAUCAUUUGAGGAAUAACGAUACACAUUUGUCUCACAAAGCGCCAGAGUCGUGUGUUUCCCCCAGUGUGUUUAACGCAGAUUAAUCCAUAGGAUGCUGUUUAAACGAACGGAGGGAUUCUAGCGACAUUCUCGGACUAAGCGGGAGUUUGGUUUUCAGUAGCUGCAGCUGAUAUUGAAGUCCGUGUGUCCGUGUUUGCAAGUGGAGGAAAAUACUGAGCAGUGAUCAUGGCAGAAAACAACUUCCCUCCCCUGCCUCGAUUCAUUCCCCUCAAGCCAUGCUUUUACCAAGACUUCAACGAGAUCCCAGACCAGCGUCGCACCAUGUGCAAGAGGCUCUACUACCUAUGGAUCUUGAACGCCGCCACACUGGCUGUUAAUCUGAUUGGCUGUCUGGCGUGGAUGUGUGGAGGUGGUGGAGCGACCAACUUUGGCAUGGCCAUCCUGUGGCUCAUCCUCUUCACCCCCUGCUCCUAUGUGUGCUGGUUCAGGCCCAUCUACAAGGCCUUCAAGACCGACAGCUCCUUCAACUUUAUGGCUUUCUUCUUCGUCUUCAUGGCCCAGGUGGUGAUCAGUAUUAUCCAGACUGUAGGCAUUCCAGGAUGGGGAGUGUGUGGCUGGCUGGCAACCAUCACCUUCUUCAGCACCAACGUUGGCUCAGCUGUGGUCAUGCUGAUUCCCACCAUCAUGUUUACUGCAGUGGCUGUGCUCUCCUUCAUCGCCCUCACAAAGGUUCAUAACUUCUAUCGUGGUAGUGGUGGCAGUCUGGGUAAGGCCCAGGAGGAGUGGGCCACCGGGGCCUGGAAGAACCCUCAUGUGCAGGAGGCAGCUCAGCAGGCGGCCAUGGGAGCUGCGCAGGGAGCCAUGCAGCAGAACCAGUACUCAGCAGCUCCCACCUACAACUACGACGACCCGAUGUAGGACAGAGGCGGGGGCCAGGCUGCCGAGUGGGAGAGAUAAAAAAGGGAUCAAUUAAGAACACAAUUCAGAAUUAGGUGCCCCUCAUUAUAAUACUGUACAAGCUGAAUUUGAACAGAACAAUGUAGAGGAAAGUCAUGUCUUUGGUGGAAAUGUACUUUUAUUGAAUUUUGACACACAUGGGAGUUAUAAUAAUAAUUUUAGUGAGUCCACAUUUAAAUCAACAGCCAGUUUUUUAAAAAUCUCUUAUGCUGCUUGAUUGUAGCUGGUCAAUGCGUGUGUUGCUUUUCAGUGGAGACACAUAAUAUAGCUGAAACCAAUCCCCUGAGCUUCAUCAGUUAAUUCAGGUUGUUUAAUCUGUGGUCGGCACAGGGUGACUUCUCUGCCUCUGCCUGUGUCACUCUUAAAAUGUGUUUUACUGACCUUUAAUGUGUUUUUAAGGUACUGUAACAGCUGUAUUGUUUAAUGUUUACUUUUCUUUAGCCUUGAAGUUAUAAGGUCACGAAACGCUAAACCUAUUUGCCCCUCAGUUUAUGUAUGUAGCGAAAACUUUACAGAACUAUUUCCUAUUAAAGAAAUGCUUAACAUUUUGGGAAAAUUUGCUGUCUUGUCGAGAGUGAGAUGAGAAAAUCAAUAUUACUCUCCUGUGUAUGAUAAAUAUGUAGCUGCUGUCAACAGCUGGUUAGCUUGCGUUAGCAAGAAGACUCUGUCCAGAGGUAACAAAGUGUACAGCUCAGACUGAUAAGAUAUAAAAUGUUAAGCAGUGAGUUUUAGAGGUGCUGACAGAUGGAUUUUGCUACAUUUGGACAGAGCCAAGCUCGAGCUAGCUGUUUCCCACCAUUUCCAGUCUUUGUGCUAAAGUAAGCUAGCAGGCUGCUGGCGGUAGCUCCUUAUUUACCGUACUGACAUGAGAGUGGCAUCGAUCUUCUCAUCUAAUUCUCAGCAGGAAAGCGAACAAUGGCAAACUAUUACUUUAAAUUAAACAUUUAGGGAUUAAUUAGGAACAUAUGAUCCUUUUAGUGUUGGCAAAGAAAUUCGUCAUCUUUGUCUUACUCUGUAAACUUUGUACUUUCUUGUUGAAAAAGAAACACUUUAACUUGGCCAAAAUCUCAACAAUGUAAUCAGAAUUUGAAAGUAUUCAUAGAUUAAAACUGGACAGGAAGAUAAAUAAAUGAUAUCAAAUGAUGAUUUGUCUGUAACAUCAUUAAAAUCAGACGUAGGACGUAGGAUUUAUGACAAAAUUUGUAAGGCAGGUAUUUUCCCAACUGCAUUUCUUAGAGUUGAAGCUUUUGACUCCCAGAGAAACCCUUUUACAGUUCACAUUUUGGUGGCCUGAUUGUUUGUUUUCUUUUCCUUAUGAUGAUGAUUCAGUUUAACUCAACAUUUUUUACAUUCUCAGGAAAGUUGUGAUAGCUUGUUUUAAAUUCUACCUGUAAAGCCCUUAAAGUGUCAACAUAUUGGGCUAUUGUCUCCUUUUAUCACCACUAUUUAACCAUUUGCGGUGUUUGGUUUUGUCGUUACAUCCUGGUUAUGUGUUGAACUGGUUGGUUUCAGUUCAGUGAAUUAAGUGAAGCACAUGCAGUAUUUAGGAUUGCUGUUCUUUGGAUAAAACAUUCCAAAUCGACAUUGUACAGGUUUAAAGUGACAGAAAACCAAAACAGUUGAAGGUAAGGCAUACAGUAAAUAUUAAUAAUCAUUGUUGUAGGUGGUCACAGCAUUGUAUGAAGUGAUGGAUGUUUUCUCCCUUUGACAAAUUCUUCCAUUAACCCCUACAUGUAAAUGCUUAAAUGGCUACUUGUUUCUGAAGCUCUGAUUUCAGGCCUUAGUGUGUCAUUUUGUGGCUGUUGGUGUUAUUCCAUGAGUAGGUGUAAUAUGAUAUUUAUAUAAAAGAAAAUAGAAUAUAAAAUUCAAGACAAUUAUUUCUUUACGAAGUGAAAUUGAAAGAGAGGAGAAUAUUUGUGUGUGGCCCUUCUCAGGCCUGAUGUGUUCAGUCAGAGCCAGUGUCACUUUGAUUUCAGUGAAAAGAUUUUUGCCUCGUGUCACUUCGACUCUUCAAGAUUCAAUAGAUGGUUCUUACAAUAAUACAGUAUUAGACUUGAAACAGAUGUGAAGAUACGUACCUGAAUGCUCGUUAUUUCAAAACCUGUGAGUCGUCUUGUCUGAUUGUGAUGAUGUGGUAUUGAAUAGGCUGUUUGUUUUUUUUUUCCUUUGUAGUUGUUUUCUUUUGUACCAACCUCAUUUUUUCCUGUGUAUUUUGGAUGAUGUGUGGGUGAGUGUGAAGCACAUGUUCGUUGUGUCUUUCCAUGGCUGUGGGCAACAGAUUUUGAUUUUUUUUUUUAUUUAUAAUUCUUUGAAAAUCUUAAGUAAUGUUUGCACUGGGUUACCUGAUGUCAGUGCAAACCUAAUUCACAGUGAAUCACAGUGGAGCAAUACUAACAUGAAUAUAUUAAACAGUAAAAUUAUUAGGAUCAAGUGGGGUCCUAUUGUGCAGGCUUCCAAUUUAGACAGAAAUAUUAAGAACCAUAACAUGAAGUGUUAUGAUUUGAAAAAUUGGGCCUGUUUUCAAUUUGGACAUCACUAGUUUAAUUUUACAACUGCAUUACAACAUUUUCACCAGCAGAUGCACAUACAGUAGUUAUGAAGUAUAACCCUGUAAACUGUACCAUUCACAUGAUCAUCUGUUGUUGUAAAUGCACAAAGUUUAGCUGAUCUGAUCUAUAAAUUAAGCAUAAAAUUGUGCACAAAGAUGGACAGAGAAGCUACUUUGGUCUGUGGCAGUAGUAAAUUUUCAUGCUGAGUUUUGGAUCAGUCCAAACUCUCUGGCAUAUGUACAUACAACACAUUUAAUGUGUCUAUGGAAAUUACAUCUGUAUAGUUAUGGUGUAGCAGGAACUUCACUGCACUGGACGGGUAACACUGCAUUUCAUAUCGCUGUAUCUAAGCUUCUGAAAGCCAUUUCCCAUUAACUUCCCCAUGUUCCCACAUGUGCUGUAUGUUGUUUGAUAUGUAUUAUCAUGUACUAUAUGAUAAGUAGAUAUAAAUAUAUAAUUACUUGAGGUGAGGUAAAUAUUUGCCAUGGAUAAACACAAUCAAUAAGAACAUGCUCUGAUUAGGUGAAUGAAAUGUCUGAGGAGGCUGUGUCUCCAUGAGUGAAGUAAAUGAGGAAUACAUUUUUGUGUAUUACUUUUGUAUUAUUUGGUCUUACCCUAAUAGAUAUUAAACAGUUCUUGUUGCA